AUGGGCUUGGGUGGGUGGGCCGAGUUACAUUGGCAACGCUCCAAGCCGCCUUGGCAGGGCUACUGCGCACAAUCCAAGCGCUGUGGUUACCGCUACUUUUUAAUCUGUGCGGCCGAACAAAUUCCGCGAGUCGAUCUAGAAGCUCACCCUCCUCGCACGUGUUUGCUGGCCAUUGACAGUAGUGUUGCGUCAGUUAUAGUUUCCAUGGCUGCGGAUGCCCGCCCUUUGGGCGGCUCGCGUUCGGUGCGGAUGGACAGGCUGCGGCUCCCUGCUGCGGCUCCUUGGUGCAGCACGGUAAUUGUGGUCUUCGAGCGUGCGGGAUUAAGGCGCAGGGCAGUGUUGACGUAG
Molecule: messenger RNA, 348 nt
Organism: Bipolaris maydis ATCC 48331
Lineage: Eukaryota; Fungi; Ascomycota; Dothideomycetes; Pleosporales; Pleosporaceae
Source: RefSeq, a predicted model, not a curated record